Molecule: messenger RNA, 3136 nt
Organism: Cladophialophora immunda
Lineage: Eukaryota; Fungi; Ascomycota; Eurotiomycetes; Chaetothyriales; Herpotrichiellaceae
Exons: 1
Coding region: 739-2850 (703 amino acids)
Source: RefSeq, a predicted model, not a curated record
CGGAUGAGGCAAGGCCGUCGAACCCAUCGCCGUCCCGGGCUCAGGGGGGAUGGGAUCCGAAUUCCUAGAUCUGCCCCCAGUCAAGAGUCAACACCUUGUCCCCGAAACAAACAUGAGGCUUACCUAGUGCCAACUCUGCCGCUGUCUCAAUCACACGACCCAGGCAUCCGGGUGUGUUCAGGUGUGGUUUGCUGUGCUCGUAAAGAGACCCUGCUUUGUCGGUGGCUGGCAAGCUGGGGGUGGAGAGAGAGGGAGAGGGUGCGAAAUAAUACAGAAGAGAGAGAAGACAGCGGCAGCAAACGCCUUCCUGUGUGCAUCUCCCACGCUUACUACCUUGUACCUUUCCAUCCACCUCCCACACCUUUUUUUCUUCUGUCUACUUCUCUCUGAUGGUGCAGACAGCGCGUGUUCGUUCGUGAUUUCUCUCCCACGCUUCUCGAAAUCAAGGCAAGGGAUUUGUCCAUCUGCUCGGGCACCCACGCCUGCAACCCCCAACACUCCCAACACUAUUCGUCUACCCGCGGAUUGUCAUACCGCGAGGCCGUUUCCCAGACUCGCACCUUGAGGCUCCAGAUCCGGCUUUCCUGGGCUCUGUCCCACUUGAUCAGAUCCGUCGCCCCCUUUUCCUGUUACUCGAGCGUUGCCCGCCCUUGUUAGACUCCAGCUUGCGCCAUCAAACUUGUCGACACAAUGCGCCAAUGGCAAUGAAGAGUCGAGACUCCGGGGCACGAGCUUUGCAUGAAGAAGGAUCUAGAGGAAUGCGACGAAGACGGCGACGGCAACAAGAUGGCCGGAGACAAACAAGAUGCUAGGGGUGCCUCGGAACAAGUCCGAAACGUCCAGAAAUAUCAAGCUGCAGCCGCCAAAGACGACGUGACCGCUCCGUCCUCGUUGUCGUCCACAACACCCACCGCCGAAUCCAAGAUGCCUGGGCGUGCCGAGUGCGGUUCGCCUAAAUGGGACAUCAAAGCCGAAGAACGUCAUGACGAGCCUCGCUCCGCAGACUCAGCCUUGGACGAGCCCUCUGAGACUCGGAAGGACUCUGCUCAAGAGGCCGAACCUUUACCUUACCAAGAGUCACAAUCUGCAACCUGCGAACAUUGGUGCCCGGGAGACCCUGAAGGCGAAGACUCGAUCGUCGUUCCUCCUUGCAUAAGCGAAACUGAAGUUGACGCACUCGUCGGUGCCAUUCCUUGUCCGCCCGUGACCAAGGAAACCUUGGAAGAGCUCGAGCUGGUUUACAUACAGUCGAACAUCAAUCUGCGCAUCGAUAUCAACUUUGACCAUGACCUCCACUUCACCCCUAUUUCCGGGGAAAAGGGAGAGCUAAAGAAGAGGCAAGCGAGAAGAUAUUGGGAUAGUCUGAAGACUGAGCUGAAGAUAGUCUACCACCACGAGCCCCUGGGCUCGUGCGGCGAGUGUGAUAGGAGGCGCUCUUUGAGCUCCGCUAAGCCAGUAUCAUUCAAGCGAAGGUUGCCUGCCUUGUUUCGGAAGUUGAAAGAGUUACUCGUCAUCCUGAUCCCGGAUAGGGACCAGUACCAGAUCAGCCAGUAUCUUGACGUGCCUCUGCUUCUGCAAGAGGUGUCUCAUGGCCUCUUGGACAUUGUCCGGUUGGCCCGAUGGCUCGAUAGCCUGCUUACAAGUCACUGCGCACCAAUGCGGGACGUCUAUGCACAUGAGAUGGCGGAACAAAUAGAGCAGGGUGCAGAGACUGGAGACCUACACACUCUUGUUCUUGGGAUCGAAAAGCUGUUUCAGUUUUUGGAGGCCAUGAAGCUCGACGUCGCUAAUCAUCAGAUCAGGAGCUUCCGUUACCUCUUGAUCGAUGAUACCGUCACAUUCCAGCAAGACUAUUUCAGGUCGCGUAUUAGACACGGUGAGCUCAAGAUCGAAGAGUCACGAGCAUGGUACUGUGAUGCUGUUGAGAAGCACCGACAAUGUCCAGUUGAUAGCAACAGCACACGAACCCUUCCGACGGCCGCGUUAGUUCAUGGGAUCCUCGAGCUCUGCCUUUGCCAUGACUUGGAGGUUCCGGCCACGCUUGCCUACGAUCACAAGCGGCUGAAAGAGAUCCGGAUGGACUUUCAGGACAUGAUUCAUCUCGACAUCUGUCUGUCAGUCUUUGAUCAGUUGCUUCGGGAGCUGUUGGGUCACGAUCCCACCACCUCCUGGCAAGGUGUCUUGGAGGCUCGCGUAUUGGAGAUGCAUAUGCUCUUGCGGAACAGAAUCAUGGAUCUCACCGACGGCGAUCUCGAGGGAACUCCUAUGCAGGAAAUCUGGUUGCGACAUGCCGGUGCCGUUGCUCUGGAGCUGACACGGGCUGCUUUCCUCAUCUGGCCCGGUUCCACGUUUCCCAUCCCCGACUCCAUGGUCAGCAAGACGACUAUCAGAUUGAUCGCGCAGUUUGAGGAAGAGGAUCAACUCCAGCAUCGUGCCAGGACGCUUCUACGGGCGCUCGAAGGGGCGACCAACGAGCACACAAGCCAAUUUCAAAGCGGAACCAUCUUGGCCAUCUCGCAAGCGCAGAAGCAGUGGCAACAGGUUCGAGCAUCGAGGCAACAAUGGCGCUCCCUCCCGGAAAUGGAAGACAUUGCGCGAAGAGUGGCACAUAUCGCGGUGGUGCAUUGGCGAGUUUGGGCGGACCUUGUUUAUUUGGCGUCUUCAGACGGACACGAGGGUUGCAUUGGUGAGACUGACAGCGUUUCUGGGCAUGGGGAUCAGCAUAUCUCGGACAGUCGGACGGACCAUGUACAACAACAUUCUGAUCCAGAAGAUCAGGAGGACGAGGAGGCGCAAGAAGAUGGUGGAGGAGAGGAAGAAGAAGACGAUACCCAUUUGGAUUCGACGUGAGCGCAUUCCCGGCGUUGGUGGGUUCUCAGGAUAUUUUUCUGGUCAAGGCCUAGAGAGGGCUGCACGAACUUGCGCCUACGAAAGACAUGACUUUCUCCUUGCAUGAGGGGGGGAGUCGGGACGGAAAAGUUGGGUUUUUGGAUGGGAUAUACAACUAUAAUGUGUUUAGUUUCUCGGGGCAUUCAUUCUUUUUUUUUCCUGUUUGUCUGGCGCUUUGAAAUGUUAUAUGCGGAUAAGUCCAAUGAGCUAGCUAACUGGCUGCCUAUGUCGAAGACGGGCGUGUUCU